AUGACACAAUGGUACUUGAACGCCAUAUCUAGGUCACCGCUUUACGGCCCGCGACAGGACAACGCCUGGCGGGGUGAAUCAAUGGGCAUGGCCACCACACAGCGUUUCAUAUUGCUCUUAAACAUGGGGAGUAAGGCAGCCACAAACGAGACGCGAAAGGAAUUGCGAUGGAAGUAG
Messenger RNA from Plenodomus lingam JN3, 177 nucleotides. NCBI's taxonomy places the organism in Eukaryota, Fungi, Ascomycota, Dothideomycetes, Pleosporales, Leptosphaeriaceae. The record is from RefSeq and is a predicted model, not a curated record.